UGCCCCCGUGUCGCCAGCCCGAGCAGCGGGGUCUGGGUGCGCCUGUGGCUUCCAGCUCUUGCCUCUGCUUUGUGCUGACAGAGGGGCUCUGUUGGCAUUUCUCGAGCACUCUGGGUGAUGUGGGGGCAGCCAGCUGGACACCAGGACCUGGCUGCCCUGUGGAGGGCAAGUCUAGACUUUGAGGUCUUGGUGGCCCUGGGAAUGCCCACUCCCGGACUGCACUGGGCUGCUUGUCCCAUCCCCAGGGCAGCAUCCCAGGCUUCAGAGGAGGAGAAGCAAAGCCCCGAGACACUUGGCAUCAGCUGGGCGUGGCCACAGGCCCUGACCACAUGCAGGACUGUAUGUGGUUGGUUGGUUUUGGAACACUUUUUCAAACUAGGAAAUCCUUUAUCCUUUUCUCUUUAUGCAAAAGUAACGUGUUCUAAAAAAAAACUACGUGGUCAGAAAUGCAAGCAGAGGGAGUCCCUGUGCUCCCCAGGCACUGGUAUGCGCUGCAGCUCAUGGUGCGGGUGGUGUCUGCACGUGCCCAGCACACACUUUCCUGUCGUCUUCCUCCUGUUCUUGUCAGCAUCCGUGGCGUCUGACCUGGAGGAGGGCCAAGGGGGACGGUCAAGGCCAGGCCCUCACGGUGGCUCCGCUUGCCCUGGACGUGCUGUUCUCCGCUUGAGGACAGGACACCGCGUGGAUGCGCCCUCAGCUCCUGGCAGCUCAAAGCUGGGGGGUUGGUCCCAGUGGGGAUCGGUCCUGGCACCUGGGAUGGGAGAGGCUUGAAGGGGCCCCAGCCUCUUAGACUCGGGCUGUCCCUCGCCCCUCUCCAGCUGGUGCCAGGGCUGCAGGGACAGAGGACAAGGGUGAGGGGCUUGUGAGGGAUGGGAGGGCAGCUCACCUGUGCAGUGGGGAGGGCUGGGCAGUACCACCCCACCCGGACGGGACCCCGUGACCCGCAGUCAUCCCCAUGUAUUUGUGGGGGACCUGCCCUUUUCAGUGAAGCUGUUAGGGGUGGCAUUCAUGUUUGCAGAGAAGGCGAGGCCCUGUUGCCAUGCACGGUCCCCACAGAUUGUGGGGCAUCCACCUGCUGCACAUGUGCUAGGCAUUUUUUUGCACGUUGUUCCCUCCUAGCCUCUUAGAUCUUGCUGGGGCCGGUGGUGUUUCUACCCCUCAGGAGAGGUGGAUGUCACCGCAGGCUGCCGUGGACCCUGUGGCCUGGAGUGACCACAGGCAUUCAGUGAGUGUGUGUUGGCCCUGGGCAUUCUGCCGAAAGGACAUGGUCUGGGAUCCCCCCGCAGUGCAGACGCGCUUGGGCUGGUCUGGCGUGUGGCCAAACCAGGAAGCCACUCAGCCCACCUGGCUCAGGUGCAUGGCCCCCGCUGCCCCGGGCCAGCUUCUGGGCCAUGCUUGGUGUUUAUCCCAAGCCUGGGGAUGCAUCCCGUGUCUGUGGCUAGAGCUGGCUUCCUGCUCAGCCGCAGUUCGGAGCCCGAGCACCUCCCUGCAGUGAGCUGUGCCUGUCAGCCCUCGGGCUUGAGGAGGGUGGCCUGCGUUUCCGCCUGGCCAUGGGCCCCUCCUGUGGGCCCCUCCUCCCCAGGCAGUUUCACCUCCUGGCUCCCUGGGCUGUGCAGCAGCCGCACUUGAUGCUGGGUACCCACGCCUCCCCCACACCCCACUCUCUGGGGGCUUAUGGUGCCCUGGCUUCUGGGCACUGGGAGGUGGCAGGAGUGCUGUGUGUCCUUCCCUCCAAGAACUCCCGGGCCCCUUGUGCAGGGAGCGGCUGCAGCGGCCGCAGCAGGGCUGCGCGGCCUUGGUGUGUGUUCAGCAGCAGUCUGAGUGCUUCUUGUGGGUUUGACUCCUCUGACCUCAGAGAACCCCAUGGGGACUUGGGAACAGGAUCGCAUGGCAGGUGAGGGGCAGAGCUGCAGUUGGGACUGGGAGGUGGGCCCCAGUGUCUGCUCUGCAGUCCUGAGCUGCUCGAGGGGAGCACUCCAGGCUCAGGCGGCUGUCUGGUAGCAGAGGUGCAGCCUCGUCUCCAUUAGCAUGAGCUGGCAUGGCUGCCCGCCCCGCUGAGCUGCUGGCUGGGGCCGUGGCACCCUGCCAACUGGGCCACUGCCCUGAGGAGCAGAGAGGACAGAAGGACGGGAGCUGUGGGCGUCCCAGGAUAACAGGCGGGACACCUGGUGGGCACCCCUCGAAUGAAGGGCUGGUGAGCGGGGCAGGUUUGCCUGGUGGGUGGGAUUCUCUCCUGAACCCUUUCCCCUCAGGAUUGGACUGUGGGGAGAGCAGCGUGCUGGUCUCUGCCCAACACCCAGCGUAGGAAAGCCCUGCUACCGUGGUGUGGACAUGCCUGCCCCAGCAGAUGGCAAGCCCCCAGCGGGAUGUUGACCAGCUCACAGACCCGCUUCGGCGGGUCGUGGAGUAGCGGGUCCAGCGAGCCAUAUGCGCUGCUCUGUUCUCCCCAAAGUUGUCCAUCCCUGCAUGCAGGGGACACUGCUGCCCGCCCUGGCCCAUCUGGACAUUGUGACAGUCCACAUGAAACCUAAAGUGUAGCCCAGUGCGCAUGUGCGGCCCAGCGUCCAGGCUCUGCUUGCAGCCUCCAGGCCUCUCUGUGCCCUCUGAGGAGAUAGGGCUGCUGGCUUCCUCCUGGAGGCAGUGAGCGUGAUGGUGGGGGCGGCCUGCUCACCGUUCUGUGGUGCAGCGGUCCUCUGCGCGCUCAGUCACCUCCCGGGGACACUUGGCUGCAGAGGCCUCUCCCGGCCGCGCAGAGGUCAGCAGCAGCCCACUCCUGAGCGCGCAGGAUCAGGGCUGCGCCUCCCGCCCUCCUGAUUGGCUGAGGGCCAGGCGUGUCACAGCCUGGCCGCAAUCACAAAGCCAGAGCUGGUUCUCACAGUUACCCUGGAACCCUUAUUGUGGCGGCCCAGUGCCAGAGGGCUCAGCUCCGCACACUUCCUGGCUGCCUGGCUGGGCUCUGUUGGGUUGAUGUAGCUCUCUACAUGCAAAUCAUUCCCUAAAAAUUGCCACAGUCAAGAAGAGUGUAGAGUCAGCCCUUGCAGGCAGCAGUCAGUGCGCAGUGAGCUGACCGUGGCCCAGUCCUUACCCGCCUACCCCCCCGCGCUUGAUCUGUGCCUGGACGGCUGCCUUCCCACCCCUGUGCUCCCACCUGCCCGGGUGGCACGUGCUCACGUUAACCUCUGUCCCCAGCUCGAGAGCAGUUGGAGCGGUUCUGUGGCAGGAGCUGCCUGGUUGGGCCCGGAAAUGGGAUGUGCAGGGAGCACAGAGGAAACCAGGGCCUCCCCGAGCCGCUGCUGUGACGGCCAGUGAGCGAGCCGCGGAGGAUGUCCACCACAACCACGGCCGCCCCCGCCGGACUCCCGGCGGCCCCAGGCCCCGCAAACCCACCCCCACCUGAGGUCUCCAACCCCGCCAAGCCCGGCCGCAAGACCAACCAGCUGCAGUACAUGCAGAACGUGGUAGUGAAGACGCUCUGGAAACACCAGUUCGCCUGGCCCUUCUACCAGCCUGUGGACGCCAUCAAGCUGAACCUGCCUGAUUAUCACAAAAUAAUAAAAAACCCAAUGGACAUGGGGACUAUUAAGAAGAGACUAGAGAACAAUUAUUAUUGGAGUGCAAGUGAAUGUAUGCAGGACUUCAACACCAUGUUUACGAAUUGUUAUAUUUAUAACAAGCCCACAGAUGACAUAGUGCUGAUGGCCCAAGCCUUAGAGAAAAUGUUUCUGCAGAAAGUGGCCCAGAUGCCUCAGGAGGAAGCUGAAUUGUUACCCCCUGCUCCGAAGGGCAAAGGCCGAAAACCGGCUGCAGGGACCCAGAGUGCAGGUAAAGGGGUAGGUACGCAGCAAGUGGCGGCCGUGUCCUCUGUCUCCCCAGCGACCCCCUUUCAGAACGUCCUCCCCACUGUCUCCCAGACACCUGUCAUUGCUGCCACCCCUGUGCCAACCAUCACUGCGAACGUCACGCCGGUUCCUGUUCCCCCGGCCGCUGCUCCGGCUCCUCCCAUGGCGCCCGUCAUCCCCGUGGUCCCUCCCACACCGCCUGUCGUCAAGAAAAAGGGCGUGAAGCGGAAAGCAGACACCACCACGCCAACGACAUCCGCCAUCACUGCGAGCCGGGGCGAGUCGCCCCCGCCGUUGUCAGAUCCCAAGCAGGCCAAGGUGGUGGCGCGGCGGGAGAGCGGGGGCCGCCCCAUCAAGCCCCCCAAGAAGGACCUGGAGGACGGUGAGGUGCCCCAGCAUGCGGGCAAGAAGGGAAAGCUGUCGGAGCACCUGCGGCACUGUGACAGCAUCCUCAAGGAGAUGCUGUCCAAGAAGCACGCAGCCUACGCCUGGCCCUUCUACAAGCCGGUGGACGCCGAGGCCCUGGAGUUGCACGACUACCACGACAUCAUCAAGCACCCGAUGGACCUGAGCACCGUCAAGAAGAAGAUGGACGGCCGGGAGUACCCAGACGCGCAGGGCUUUGCUGCGGACAUCCGGUUGAUGUUUUCCAAUUGUUACAAAUACAACCCCCCGGACCAUGAGGUGGUGGCCAUGGCCAGGAAGCUUCAGGACGUGUUUGAGAUGCGGUUUGCCAAGAUGCCGGAUGAGCCGGCAGAGGUGCCGGCGCUGCCCGCUCCCGCAGCUGCUGUGGUCAGCAAGGGCACGGAGAGCAGCCGCAGCAGCGAAGAGAGCUCUUCGGACUCAGGCAGCUCGGAUUCUGAGGAGGAGCGGGCCACGAGGCUGGCGGAACUGCAGGAGCAGCUGAAGGCUGUGCAUGAGCAGCUGGCCGCCCUGUCUCAGGCCCCAGUGAACAAGCCAAAGAGGAAGAAGGAGAAGAAAGAGAAGGAUAAGAAGAAGAAGGACAAGGACAGGGACAGGGACAAGGAGAGGCACAAGGCGAAGUCUGAGGAAGAGAAGAAGGCCAAGGCGGCCCCGCCCGCCAAGCAGGCCCAGCAGAAGAAGGCCCCCGCCCGGAAGGCCAGCAGCACAACUGCAGCCAGCAGACAGCCGAAGAAGACUGGCAAGCAGGCGUCGGCCUCCUACGACUCGGAGGACGAGGAGGAAGGCCUGCCUAUGAGCUACGACGAGAAGCGCCAGCUCAGCCUGGACAUCAACCGUCUGCCCGGGGAGAAGCUGGGCCGCGUGGUGCAUAUCAUCCAGUCCCGGGAGCCCUCACUCCGGGACUCCAACCCCGACGAGAUAGAGAUUGACUUUGAGACUCUGAAACCCACCACUUUGCGGGAACUAGAGAGAUAUGUCAAGUCUUGUUUACAGAAAAAGCAAAGGAAGCCAUUCUCCUCAGCCUGGUGUUGUUCCUCAGCAACCAGCGGGAAGAGGCAGGCGGCCAAAUCGAAGGAGGAGUUAGCUCAGGAGAAGAAGAAGGAGUUAGAGAAGCGGCUGCAGGACGUCAGUGGGCAGCUGAACAACAAGAAGCCAGCCAAGAAAGGAUGGGGGUGCCCAGCUGGCAGCCAGAGUCCUCCGUCCUGGCAGUCACUCAGCAGAGAGGUCGGGCUCGGCGCCCGCGGGAGGGCCGUCGCGGCUCAGCAGCAGCAGCUCCUCCGAGUCCGGCAGCAGCAGCUCCAGCGGAUCCAGCUCCGACAGCAGCGACUCCGAGUGAACCCCGCACUCAGAGCAGAGCGGCCAGCGAGCGUCCCCGCCGAGCCCUGCCGAGUCCCCCUCGUUAAUACACGACUUCGUUCCAUGGCGUGCGGGCUUUCUUUUUAAUUCAGUGUUAUGGUAUCUUCCAGUUUUUGCUUUAAUAGGUCAAAGAUCUUUUUUGUGUGUCCAUUAGACUUUAUGAGAAGGUGUGAAUCUUCAAAGUCUUUUUUGGUAACUGAGUUCAAUCGCUUGGAGAUGAUAAUUUCAAAUGCUGACCUGAUAACCGUAGAAAAAUGUCUAAAAUAGGACCUGAAGGUUCUUGCAAAAUUCCUCUUCUGAUGCCCCACCUGGUCUAUAGCUCCAGAGAGUCUUUUCAGAGGAAAUUUCUCUAAAAUGGUACUGUAUUUGGAAGCUGUUAGCUUUGCAAGCAGGAGUUGUUCUGUCACUGGGGCCCUGAGCUCUGACCCUGGCGGCAGCGGCGGAGUCAGCCCCCCUCCUGCAGCACACAGGACAGACGUGCCUGGGAGAGCCGGGGCAGGGCCUGCGCGACGGCCCAGGCGGCUGUGCCUGGCGGUGGGGUGGCCGGCGGGGGCGUGUGGAAUGGGGGGCACGUGGGCAGUUCUGAUCUCCCUGGUGUCAGGAGCCCCUGGGAGGGGACACGGCGGCUGCGUGUGCAACUUGGUUUCCAUACACUGAAACUUUUACCUCAACUUAGAAAAAAAAGAUAAAAAAAAAAUAGACACUUUUUUGUAAGGUUCAGCAAUUUUCUACAGAAGUCCAGCCCAAUGUGUGUCCCCGACUUGUUCGCACUGCCGCACACUCUGGAACCAUUUCCCGAUUUCAUGUAUAUAUGAAAACUUUAUUUAUUAACAUCAUUGGUCAUUUUUUUAAAAAAAGAAAAACAAAACUGCAGGAGAAAUGCAUUAAAAAAAAAUAACAGAAAUGCAGGCUUUUCAGUGGUUUGAAGGGGAGCCCCAGACCUGCCCAGACAAGGGCCUCUCCCCCGGGUGCUAGCUUCCUGUCACCUGCGCCGGUGCUCAACCUUGUCUGCGUGCCCACCCUUCUCUGGGUUCCUUGGGGUUUUUGUUCUCUUUUGUGUACGAACAGGUGUGGACUGCACAUCCUAAUUUUUUAUUUUGUUUGUUUAGUCUUUUGUAUUCACUUCUGGUCUCUUUAGGACUAUUUUAAAAGAAAUCAAUUUAGGGAACCCCAGUUAUAUAAUAUAAACUUUGUAAUCUGAGAGAAAAAAUGUAUAGUAAAUCUAAGUCUUGAUUUUUAACUUUCUAUUGUAAAAAAUAAUAAUAAUAAUAAUAUACAGAGUUUAACUGAAGGUUCUGUUUUGGUUUUGUUUUUUUCCAGAGGCUGCCAUAUGGCCUUUUGGGUGCAGGGUGCCCCACGCUGCCUGCCCAGGCUCUGAGCACUGUGGCUGUGGCCUAGAAUGCGAGGGCUCAGCCUUCCAGGCCCCCACGGGGGGCGCCCCUCACCUCCGUGCCUCCGGGAGCUGCGGCCGCACAGCCGUGCAGUCUUCCAGCCGGCCGGAGGGCUCCCCCUGGCCUGGUUCCUCCCUCUAGGGCCAAGAAAGCCUCUGGCCCCAGGAGGGCUCCUCCCUGAAGACUCCACAGGGCUCCCUGCUCAAGCAUUUUCCGGGUAGCACAGAAAUGACCAAAACAGGGCAUUGUCCCAGGCCUCCCUGUGAGGCCUUCAGUGAGGUGGGUGCUGGAGGUGGAGCCGGGGUGGCUGCCUUUUGCCGGGUGGGGGGUUCCUGUGCCAGCACUGCUGGAUGGGCAGUGGGACUAGUUGUCAGUUUCCUAAUCGGUAGCAACUGUAAGAAAUCAUAAAACUGAUUGUGAUCCCACCAACCCUUAUAGUUAUGGCUACCCUUGAUGGAUACAGAAUUCUGGUGAGGCAGUGCUGGCGGAUUACCAUUUUUCUUACUGCUGGUGAUUCUGACACUUGGUGAGUUUUGAGCCAGUUUGUUAAACUUUUAAUUAAGUUUUGUUUAUAAUAAAAAUAUCUGUGGAUUUUAAACUUGCCAUUUUUUAAAGGUACCCUUGGUUUUCAAAGGUGUUUUCUAAACAGAUCUUUAAUGAAGUGUUUAAAUUAUGACUUUAAGGAAUUAAUACAUUACAGAAUCAACAGGUCUUAGAGCAGGAUCACAUUGGCAAGUCCAGCCGUGCACAUCUGGGAGAGAAACACCCAAGUCGCGGGUGCCUGGAGGUGCGUGUGGGCGUGCAUGGAACACCUCUCCAGCUGUGAGACAGGGAAGGCUUACCUGUGUGAGCUGCUCUGGGUGGGGGCAGGGGACAUCUGGCCCUGGAGUCUAGCAGGCGGGAGCGUUUCAGAGCUUGUCACGACUCACUGGCUCUCUGUGACAUGUGGAUUCUCAAACCAGCUUUGCUCUGUUCACCCAGGAAGGAUCGGUCACUGGUCUGGCAGCUCGCCGAGGGCUGCCGUCCAUACUGAGCAGGGUUCCUGGGUGCUGCGGCUUCUCAGGCUUUCUGUCCAGACUUCAGAGCUGGUUUCAGAGUUCUGAGGGAACCUCCUCAGCCCCCUCGAGGUCAGCCUGCAGGGUUUGCCAUUUCCAUUUCUCUGUCCCGGGAGGACCGCAGUUGGACAGGCAGAGUUGGUGCAGUGCCGAGAACUGUAGGGCAACCUUUCGGGUGCUUUUUUCAAGGGGAAAGGAACAGUGUGUUAAGCAGGUUGGUCAGUUAAGUGGGUGUGAGCCCCUGAGGCUGAGGGGGCAGGCUUCGGGUGCUCACUGAAUUCCAGAGACCCUCGCUCAUGCUGUGUGGUGUCAUCUUGCUUACAAACUGUUAAGAUGCGUUUUCUUUUUCUUUUUGUUCUUUUGCAACAUUCACGUCUUUUACAGUCAUUUGGGAAAAACACCACCCAUGAUAAAGGAUUUGUUAUAUCCAGUGUAGCGCUGUUCCUUAAUACUGGCAUAACACUUUCAGGAAGUUUUCUUUUUUAUAUUUAAAAUGUUACUUUUCUGUAUGAUGUGCAUGCAAGUUUACCGUAACUUUUCUUAAACUUUUUAGUGCCGUUUCUAGUAUAUUCCUGUAAAUGUCAGUUACUGAAAAUGAGUCCAAUGUAAGUAGUUUUAGCUUGUUUAUUGCAAUGCUGGCCUCAACACAACAGAAUAAAAAUGGUAGAAAGUACUCUUUGAUGUUUCUGGUAAUCAUGGACCCUUCUCCUGGGCAUUUGUUUUGUUUUCAUAAUAAAAGGAAAAACCCAACCAAA
Manis pentadactyla (Chinese pangolin) is the source of this 8819-nucleotide messenger RNA. RefSeq names its product bromodomain containing 3 (gene BRD3). The transcript is spliced from 13 exons. The coding region runs from base 3324 to 5705 and encodes 793 amino acids. Gene Ontology annotation, biological process: chromatin remodeling; regulation of DNA-templated transcription. Lineage: Eukaryota; Metazoa; Chordata; Mammalia; Pholidota; Manidae. The record is from RefSeq and is a predicted model, not a curated record. Gene Ontology annotation, cellular component: nucleus; chromatin.